AUGGGUUUAGAACGCAAUUUCGCGGGCGACCACAAGGCGCACUUGGGAUAUUGGGGUCCUCCAACGUCUGUCGCUAACUUCUGUGAAGAAGACUACGCCAUCACUCUCUACAUCGGCGAGUUCGUCAACAGCUUCACGAAUCUUGCAUACGUGUACUGGGCAUUUCGGACUCUGCUACCCGGAGAGUCCCUCCUCACUCAACCUUCCAAUCUUGCCCUCUUCUUUGUCGGAGUUUUCUCUCUGGUUUUCCAUCUCACUCUGAAAUAUGAGACCCAGGUUUGCGACGACCUCUCCAUGUUCUGGGUCUGUGCCGCUCUCGUCUACGAGCUCUACACCCUUGGCUGGUCCAAGCCAGCAAAGUUGGCAUUCGGUUCGAUCCUGACCGCUGUUCUCGGCGUCAUCAGUGCCUACCAUUACGCGCUCCAUCAGCUGUGGUUGCACAACAUCACGUUCAUCGCCCUGGUCACGGCGAUUUGGCCGAGGGUGUUAUAUCUAAUCCGAACGCGACUCCAAGGCGAGAAGAAGCGGUAUUGGACCAAGCAAUUCCGGGUGGGAGGCUUGUGCUUCCUCAUGGGAUUCGUGGUGUGGGUCAUCGAUGGAGCUUAUUGCGGCGCUCUUCGGGAGACCAGAAAAUCGCUGGGCAUUCCCCUUGCCUUUGCCCUGGAACUGCACGGAUGGUGGCAUAUCCUGACGGCCCUCGGAGCGGGUUACUGUAUUCGGGUGACCAAGGUCUUGACCCAAGCACAUGCGUCUCCCAGAACCGGCCGUUCUCAUGCGGUCGCCUCGCUUAUGCUAUCACUGGCACUAGUCCUUCGUCAACCAAGGAGGCAGCCAAAGAGACUGGCGCCAAAGCACCUUCAAUCAAAGAGAAACUACCGGAUCUCCGAGCGCACGCCUUUUCGCUUUCGAGAGUUUGACCUAGAAGGCAAAGUGUUCGUGGUAACGAGCGGGGCGCGGGGAUUAGGUUUGGCUUUGGCGGAAGCUCUGAUUGAGGCUGGAGGACAAGUCUACUGUCUCGACCAGCUACCAGAACCUGACAAGGAAUUUGUCUCGGUCCAGGAACGCCUGGGCCUCAGGUAUGGAGGCGGCUUGAAAUACGACAAGGUGGAUGUCCGCGAGGUGGGCAAUUUAGACCGGGUUAUUGAGGAGAUUGCCGCGCACCAUAGUCAACUGGAUGGCUUGGUCGCGGCCGCUGGAGUGCAAAAUGUGACUCCCGCCUUGAACUACACGCCGAAAAGAUCAAGAAGAUGA
Molecule: messenger RNA, 1251 nt
Organism: Cladophialophora psammophila CBS 110553
Lineage: Eukaryota; Fungi; Ascomycota; Eurotiomycetes; Chaetothyriales; Herpotrichiellaceae
Exons: 5
Coding region: 1-1251 (416 amino acids)
Biological process (GO): ceramide catabolic process; ceramide biosynthetic process
Cellular component (GO): endoplasmic reticulum membrane
Source: RefSeq, a predicted model, not a curated record